Messenger RNA from Capsaspora owczarzaki ATCC 30864, 947 nucleotides. RefSeq names its product myo-inositol monophosphatase 1. The record is from RefSeq and is a predicted model, not a curated record. The transcript has 4 exons. NCBI's taxonomy places the organism in Eukaryota, Filasterea, Ministeriida, Capsasporidae. Gene Ontology annotation, biological process: signal transduction; phosphatidylinositol phosphate biosynthetic process; inositol metabolic process. The coding region runs from base 8 to 901 and encodes 297 amino acids. Gene Ontology annotation, molecular function: inositol monophosphate 1-phosphatase activity.
GCCAAAAAUGUCAACGCAUCCUCGCGACGAAUCCGACGCCGCCGCCGCCGCUCCGGCCGCCAAGCGCUCCCGCCUGGAGAGUGUCGAUGAGUUCUAUGAGACUGCCGUGGCCGUGGCCCGUGAGGCUGGCGCAACCAUCCGCGCCGCGUUUGACAAGAACAAGUCGGUCAUGCUCAAAUCCGCGUCGACCGAUCUCGUCACGGAGACCGAUCAGAAGGUCGAAGCGUUCAUCAUCAACUCGUUCAAGGACAAGUUCCCGAGCCACAAGUUUAUUGGCGAAGAAUCGGUCGCUGCGGGUAUUCAGUGCGAACUGACGGACGAUCCGACGUGGAUUAUCGAUCCGCUCGAUGGAACGACCAACUUUGUGCAUCGCUUCCCGUUCGUCGCCGUGUCCAUCGCACUGGUCAUCGACAAGGCGCCAGUCAUCGGAAUUGUCUACAACUGCAUCCUGGACGAGAUGUACACGGCAGUUCGUGGACGUGGUGCGUUCAAGAAUGGAGUGCAAAUCACCACUUCGCAACAGACUGCAGUCAACACUGCAUUGAUUGGCACCGAGUUUGGCAGCAACCGCAAGGACGAGGUUCUCGCCACCAUUCUCGAAAACAUGCGCUCGCUUGCUGGCGAGCCCAACGCCGCUCACUCGAUUCGCUGUCUGGGCUCGGCUGCGCUCAACCUGUGCGCUGUUGCGUCGGGUGCAAUGGACGCCUACUUUGAGUUUGGCAUUCACGUUUGGGACAUUGCUGCCGGCAUUCUCAUUCUCCAAGAGGCCAACGGCGUUGUUCGCAACCCGGACGGCACCGAAUUGGACAUUAUGGCUCGUCGAAUUCUGGGCGCGUGCACGCCGCAGCUUGCCGACGAGAUUACCUCGCGGAUUAAAAACAUUGUGACCCCGCGCGAUUAAGGUGUCGAACUGUUUUUGUCAAAAGAAUGAACCACUUUUCCUUGCA